Molecule: messenger RNA, 726 nt
Organism: Ceratitis capitata (Mediterranean fruit fly)
Lineage: Eukaryota; Metazoa; Arthropoda; Insecta; Diptera; Tephritidae
Product: odorant receptor 33b-like
Exons: 1
Coding region: 1-726 (241 amino acids)
Biological process (GO): sensory perception of smell
Cellular component (GO): membrane
Molecular function (GO): odorant binding; olfactory receptor activity
Source: RefSeq, a predicted model, not a curated record
AUGUCGAAAUCGAAAGUUGACGCUGUGAGUAUAUUCGUUAGAUUGAUCUUUUUCUGGCGCGUCUUGGGCUUUACCACCAACUAUAACAAGCAUUUGGUGCGAAUCUAUGACGUAUUUGUAACGAUAAUUGUGACACUGGCAUUUCCAAUGCACCUCAUGCUGGGCGUGAUUUUCGCCAAAGACAAGGAAACUAUAUUCAUCAACUUGGCCAUCGGCAUAUCGUCAAUCGCUUGCACCGCCAAACACUUUAUGCUGCGUCCGAGCAUUGAUAAAAUCUUGUAUGUGAAUAACAUACUCCGGCAGCUGGAUGAACGCGUGCAAAAUGUUGCGGAUACGGAUUACUACGUCAAACAAAUGCGUGAGAAAGCCAUCUUUAUGAUAAACUUUUUCAUCGUCGUCUACUUCUCCGUGGCCAUCAUGGCGUUGCUGUCUGCCUUAUGGACCGGCAAAAUACUCUAUCCGGCUUAUGUUUUGCUCGAUUGGCAAAGCGGGACCUGGAGGUACUUGGCGGUUAUGACUUUCCAAACGUUCGGUUUAAACAUGCAAAUCGUGCAAAAUCUCACGAACGACGCAUACGGACCGAUGGUGCUGUGUAUGCUCUCCGGACAUGUGCAUUUGCUCUCAAAUCGUGUGAUACAUAUCGGACAUGAUCAUGAAACCGAUGUGGAUGACAAUUAUGCUGAGUUGGUGCGCAGCAUUGAAGACUACAAGUUGCUGAUGAGGUGA